This is a messenger RNA of Ruditapes philippinarum (Manila clam), 2002 nucleotides long. RefSeq lists its product as uncharacterized. NCBI's taxonomy places the organism in Eukaryota, Metazoa, Mollusca, Bivalvia, Venerida, Veneridae. The record is from RefSeq and is a predicted model, not a curated record. The transcript is spliced from 9 exons. Bases 93 to 1229 code for a protein of 378 amino acids.
AGAAUCUACUAUGUUCUAAACAAAAAGUGGUUUAACAAAUUGUUUGUUUUUCAGGCCAUUGUUACCAUCUGAAUGUUUGUUUAAGCCAGACAAUGACGUAUAAGGUGAUAUUUUCGGUAUUGAUCCUAGCAUUUAACACAGCCUUCUUCGAAUAUACAGGAGCAAACAUCUUUAUAAAGAAAGCAGACAACCGGACUAAUGAGAUAACUUUUGAAUGUGGCAAAAAUGUGACAUUAACCUGUAUGUUUAAGAAUUCGUUUGGAGUUGAAUGGAUGAAUGAAAAAAAUGAAACGGGAAUAGCAUGGUGUGUACAAAAUAAGUGUACGUUAACGCCUGUUUAUGUUGGACAGUACAGCAUUUCAUCCGAUAUGCUACGAAAAAUAUUCAAUUUAACAAUACUAAAGGUUACUAUGAAAGACGAUGGAAGAAGGCUUGUAUGUUCGGAUGGUUCUUAUACUGAUUCUGUAAUUUUAAGAGUCAAUGACAAUACGCCUCGACUUUUAGAAGAUACACAAUCUGGGACAAUAAAAGCGGCAUCUGGCUGUGUUUCCUUGGGAACAAAAGUUUCCUUCAAAUGGAAAAAGAUAUCAAUAAUCGACAACUUUGAGGAAGAAUUUUUCCCAAAAAUCCAAUUUAAAAAUUCAAGAAGCUGCCAAACUGAUGCUGAUUGCGGGCAUGAUCAUACAGAAAUAGUUUAUGUGACAGCGAAUGAAGAUGGUCAAUACCAUUUCAAAAUAGUAGCUCUGUAUGGAAGUGAAAUUAAAGAGUCAGACAUUUCUGUUAUGAAGUACAUUACCAAACCCAAAGGGACAGGAAAUGGAAAUCACCUUAAUACGCCGUUUGGAGUGAUUGUACCGGUGACUUUAUGUUUGUCUAUUAUUGCAGUCCUUGUCAUACUGACUUUGAUCGUUAUCUUCCGUAAAGAGAUUAUGAACAAAUGGAGAAAAAGAAAAACUUAUCAAGACAACCGUAGCCAAAGAAAUCGCCAACAACAUAACGAAGAAACAGCUACCUUUUCCGCUAAUGACAGAGAUGAUGAAGAAACCCCGCUUCAAAGGCCCACAAGUGACGGAGACGAAGGCUCAUUGCCAGCUAAUAGAAAUAAUGAUGAAAUCCACAGCACAAACCAGCAACAAGACAUCAAAAAGGAGAUCAACAAGAUUAUUUCAAGUGGUGAAUCAAAUGUUCAAAAAAGAAAGGAUUAUUUUGAACGAAAAGCCAAAAUGUGAAUAAACGGACCGAUAAAUAGAACCAACCAAGGGCAUUUUUUUAUCAAAAAAUAAUGUGUGUUCAGUGUCUAUUUUGUCUAUGUGUUUAACAAAUUUUCCAUUACUGUAACAAAUGAAAUAUAAAUAUUCUAAAAUAUUAAAAACAGUUAAGCACAAUGUUUAGAUACCAUUCAAUAGCAAAUUUUGAUUUAUGUAAUAUAUCAUUAUAGUAGAUAUCUAUUAUUCAGAGUAACGCAAUGUUUUCGAAUGCAAAAGAUGGUCCAGCCAGGUUGGUACGAAUAACUAAGGUAGAUACUGAUUAAUCUUAAUAUCAUAAGGUUGAUGUCGCAAACAUCACGAUAAUUUAUUAUAUGAAUGUUUAUAAAUCAAUAAAUGUUUAGGUUUAUUUUUGCGUUAGUAAUAUGAUUAACUCAUAUAAUGAAUUUCCUCAAUAUGCUAUGUUCUUUUGUAUAUGCAACAGGGUUAUGUGUUGCUGUAAAGUAUCCGUUUAGCAACGGUGUAAUUUACAUUAAUGUGAUAUACCGUUCUCAUUGUAACACACAAUCACUGCCGGUAAACGUCUAUUGUUACAUUAACGGUGUUUGACACCGUUGGUCAUGUAUUUUAUGUGUCUUUCAUAUAUUUGGCGGAAAAGGUGAUUGUAUAUAUAGGUUUCAUAGUGUAAGUAAAAGUUAGUUUUUUUUAUGUAUUUAGAACCUUUUGGACUUGUGGAACUUUAAACUUAAAAAGAUUCUUGGAUUAUUUACAUGAAAAAAAUGUAUAUUAAAAAUAGU